CGUCACCCCGAGGUUUGUCCACAAAUAGACCUGCCUGGAAACCGGACCGCUAAACUUUAAGUGUGCCUCUUAUGCAGCACUAAUGGAUCGUAGAAAAGAGGAGCUGGAGAAGAAACGUGCCAAAUUGGCCGAACUGCGUCGUGCUCGAGAAGAACGCAAACAUAUUCAGGAAGCACAGAGAUUACCGCCACCACCAUUGAUUUCGACCAAUAGGGAUAGAAAAGCUAUUGAUGAUCUUGUGUCAAUGGUACUCGGCGAACAGCCUUCCAGCACCGCCAUCACUACAACCUCGAGUUCAGAUCACGGCUCGGACGGUGGAUCGGAUAACGUCUCUUCAAGACCUACUUCCGCCAGCUUCAGUUCUUCGCCUGACACGCCCAUCACCAGCACAGAUACUGGCACCGGCCACCCUUUCCCUUGCCAAGUUCUCGCAACGCCACAGUAUGUCCCGGAAUUAAAUGAAUUUCAAGCCAUUAUUGCAGACAUUCCUCCUUUGGAACAACUGGUGCUGAGUAAAGAAAUUCAGACAUUGGAAGGAUCGCUUCAUAUAUCGGCUCUUUCAGAAGAAGAGAUUAGGAAUCAAGUGUUGGCAGAAUACGAACAAAAGGAGAAGGAACGACAAGCGCAAUUGGCCGAAGAACGACGUAUAGCCGAGGAGAAGAAGAAACCAAAAGAAUACCGAGCACUUUCGGAAGAAGAAGCAAGUCAAAUAGUAGACUUGCCGGACUUUGUCGAAUUUGUGGAUACCACUUCAAGAAUCAUGGAACGUGCCCUCAACGAGCCCUAUGAUUUCAUGAAAGAUUAUACCCUGGGUGUGGAUGUAGAUAGCGAUGAAAAAGUUGGAAAACGAGUGAAAUUGGUCUGUGAUUUCUGGGAUGAGAAAUUAUGCAAGAAUAGAUCGGUGACGGGCGUUGACUGGUCUGCCAAGUUCCCUGACUAUGUAGUGGCGUCCUACAACAAAAACGUCAUGGCAGUAAAUGAGCCGGAUGGAUUGUCAGUCAUAUGGAACUUGCAAGCGCCGGAAAAACCUGAAUAUGUAUUUCACUGUCAGUCCGACGUGCUUAGUGUGAUGUUUAGUAAAUUCCACUCGCAUUACGUGAUCGGCGGCACCUACUCUGGUCAAGUUGUGCUUUGGGAUACUCGAGCAAAAUCAUUACCUGUAUUGAAAACCCCACUGUCAGCUGGCGGUCACACCCAUCCGAUCUAUUCGCUGGACAUGAUUGGUAGCCAGGAUGCUCACACUCUGAUCUCUGCGAGUACGGACGGAUCUGUUUGUUCAUGGCAAUUGGAUAUGUUGGCUCAACCACAGGAAUACCUUGAGCUUCAACAUUCUGCUCACAAUAAAACCGAAGAGGUAGCGAUCACCUGUAAAGGGUUCCCUGAUGAUCACGCCAGCACAUCUUUCUGGAUAGGUACUGAGGAAGGGAACAUAUACCAAGCCAACCGAUUCGAUCGUGCAGGAAGUAAAGCAGGUAUCAACCCACAUGACAUUUACCGAGGACACUACGGCGCCAUCACGGGUCUGCAUUUUCAUCCACGGUUUGGACCUAUUGAUUUCUCGGACUUGUUCUUGACUUCUUCCGUGGAUUGGACAGUCAAACUGUGGAAUGCCAAGUCUACCAGCAAACCAUCAAGCGAAUUAGCCUACAUUCAUCCACUUCACUCUUUCGAAGAUGCUGAUGACUACAUAUAUGACGUAAAAUGGUCUCCAUCACAUCCUGCUUUAUUUGCCUCUAUUGAUGGUGCUGGUCAGUUUGAUCUCUGGAAUCUGAAUGCGGAUACGGAAGAGCCCUUAAUCAGCACACCUGUUGGUCCUGGAAACGCGCUCAAUAAACUGGCAUGGGAUGCAGAAGGUCGCAAAACAGCCAUCGGUUCAAGUGAUGGAAAGGUUUACAUCCACGAUAUCGGAGAGAUCGCCACGCCCAAACCUGAUGAAUGGGAUAUUUUACAGAAAACUAUCAUGAACAUGAAAGAUAAUCAUGACCAUGACAGAAAAUAAACAGCAUCCUAUACACAUA
Molecule: messenger RNA, 2018 nt
Organism: Radiomyces spectabilis
Lineage: Eukaryota; Fungi; Mucoromycota; Mucoromycetes; Mucorales; Radiomycetaceae
Product: WD40-repeat-containing domain protein
Exons: 13
Coding region: 83-1999 (638 amino acids)
Biological process (GO): transport along microtubule
Cellular component (GO): cytoplasmic dynein complex
Molecular function (GO): dynein light chain binding; dynein heavy chain binding
Source: RefSeq, a predicted model, not a curated record